GUAAGUAGCUGUGAUGUACCUACCUACUCUUAUGUGUAAAAUUUUAUUUCAUUGAUGUGACUACUGUGAUAACUGAUAAGUGAUAACUAAUAAUACGAAAAACAGUUUAUUCUAAGCGAAGACGAUCUGUCAGCAGCGUUGGGUAGUAACAUAACUCAAAUUAUAAAUUACAGUAACGAAAUUACUUUUUAAAAGUAAUUUUUAUGGAGUAGGUAACGUGUUAUUUUCCAAGUUAUUAAAAUAAGUUAUGAAUGUAGAAUGUAUGACAAAAACUAGGGAAAAACACGAUGUUCAUUUAAUUCGAUAAUUUUAUUAUUCAUGAUUCCGCAUAUUAUUAAUACAAUUUCAUUCACAGGAUUUCACACAAUAGCUAAGGUACUUUUUAUUUGUACUAAUAUUGCUUAUAUUUUGUACAACUAUCAGAAGGUGAUAAAUGCGAGAACAUCAAAAUAUAAUAGACCUUUUUCCGACACUGCGUCAUCCUGAGAUUAAAAUACCUUGGUAAAUAGAUAAUGUUUAUUUAACCAAUCAAUUAAAUAACGCCAUGUUAUAUAAAGGUUAAUCAAUUGAUUACAAAAUUCAUAUUAAUAAUGCACACAGAAUCAUAUUCAAUCUACUUUGGUGUGUACUAAGUGCUAGUGAUUUUUGUCGAUCGUUAUAAUAUAAUAUAAAAAUUAAAAUUGAUACAACAAUAUGUAUUUACCUGUUAUUCUAACUUUGAUUUUGAGUUUUGUUACAAACCUAACAAUUUGUAAUGAAAGACCAGUGAUUGGAAUACUAACACAAGAAGUUUAUUGGUCUUAUCUAAACCAUUUAAAACCCUACAAUAACUCGUAUAUAGCUGCAUCUUAUGUUAAAGCAAUUGAAGCUUCUGGAGGGCGAGUUGUACCAGUUUUCACAAACAGGACUACUGAAUAUUACAUGGAUGUAGUGAACAAAGUUAAUGGAAUUUUGGUCCCAGGAGGAGGAUGUGCGUUUAAUAUUAGUUUCGGAAUCAGUCAAUCUACAAAUGAAGUUUUUCACAUUGCCAAACGUGUUAAUGAUGGUGGAGAUCAUUUUCCAAUACUUGGAAUUUGUCUAGGAUUUGAACUUCUUUUAAUCGCGUCCAUUGGUGGAAAAAAUCCUCUGACUUGCUGUAAUUCUAACAACGUGAAUUUACCACUAAAUCUAAUACCAACAAUGGAAGAAAAAAGUAUGUUAUUCAAAACAAUGCCAAAGGAUAUUCGAAACAUAUUACUGACAGAACCAGUCACAGCAAAUCAUCAUAAGUAUCAAUCAAUUAUGAUGCUCAACUUAUCAUUCGUUUAAACUUGGCAACGUUG
Molecule: messenger RNA, 1322 nt
Organism: Acyrthosiphon pisum (pea aphid)
Lineage: Eukaryota; Metazoa; Arthropoda; Insecta; Hemiptera; Aphididae
Product: gamma-glutamyl hydrolase-like
Exons: 4
Coding region: 694-1308 (204 amino acids)
Biological process (GO): tetrahydrofolylpolyglutamate metabolic process
Cellular component (GO): vacuole
Molecular function (GO): gamma-glutamyl-peptidase activity
Source: RefSeq, a predicted model, not a curated record